CUUAUGAGUUUUUAAGUAAUUUAUAUUUGUCAUAGAAUAGACAACAGACUCGAAGAAGGAAGAAUUUAGAAAAUACUUAGAAAAGGCUGGAGUGAUUGAUCAGCUAACAAGAGUAUUAGUUGGGUUAUAUGAAGAACCAGAGAAACCUAACAAUGCAAUUGAGUAAAUAAAGUGUUUUGAAUUAGUUAUGUGAAAAAGUAUUUGGGAUCUCCAGUGGAUAUUGAUGUAGAUAAACUUAAAUUAGAAUAUGAAAAACUUAAAGAUGAAAACAUAAAAUUAAAGAGAGAAGUUGCAGAAUUAAAAAAAGAAGUUUAUAAUUAUUUUAAUAUCCAAUUAGUUAUAAGCUGCCUAAUAAGAGCAAAAUUGAAAGUAUAUAUACACAUACGCA
This is a messenger RNA of Paramecium octaurelia, 388 nucleotides long. NCBI's taxonomy places the organism in Eukaryota, Ciliophora, Oligohymenophorea, Peniculida, Parameciidae. The record is from the annotation of a GenBank genome assembly.